UGUUCAACUGGUUUUUACAGUCUAGAAGGUGAAGACACAUGUAAACCAUGUCCUGCUGGUUCUAUGUGUCCCUUCCCUAGCAUUGCACCAAUACCUUGUCAACCGGGUACCUUUGCUACUGGCUCUACCACAACUUGUACUGAGUUAGUAUGUACACCUGGAACAUAUAGUACUGGUGGUGUUACUACAUGUACUGGUUGUCCUGCUGGCUAUUAUUGUCCAUCAACAACUACUGGUGCUGAUCAACAAGUCUAUACUGAAACAGAUUGUGCUACAGGGGCCUAUUCAUAUAGUGGGUUCGAUGCAUGUACACCAUGUCCAGCUGGAUGGCAAUGUCCCAGUAAAGAUGGCUCACAGAAUUCCCAAUGUGCUGAAGGUUUCUACUCUAGUGGUGAUGCUACAGCUUGUACCCCUUGUCCAGCUGGUGAAGCUUGUCCCUCAACAAGCUCUGCUUUGACAGAAACUUGUUCACCAGGAACUUAUUCAUCAGGACAACAAUCGGCAUGUACAGAAUGUCCAGCUGGUUAUGAAUGUCCAAGCACAACAUCAGCUACAGAAACACCCUGUUCUGAUGGGUUCUAUAGUGAAGGAAAGAGAGCAGCAUGUGUUGAAUGUCCUGCUGGAUAUGCCUGUCCUUCCAAAUUUGACAGUUAUAAGCUUCUUUGUUCAUCUGGUACUUUUGCUGAAGCAGGAGCUACAUCUUGCACUGUUUGUCCAGCUGGCAAAGAAUGUCCAAAUAACAACGUUCCUGGCUCAGCUUGCAGUGAU
This is a messenger RNA of Lottia gigantea (owl limpet), 768 nucleotides long. RefSeq lists its product as hypothetical. NCBI's taxonomy places the organism in Eukaryota, Metazoa, Mollusca, Gastropoda, Lottiidae. The annotation marks the transcript as partial. The record is from RefSeq and is a predicted model, not a curated record. The transcript has 3 exons.